Messenger RNA from Saccharomycodes ludwigii, 2835 nucleotides. Its product is annotated as Zn(II)2Cys6 transcription factor domain-containing protein. The transcript has a single exon. The coding region runs from base 1 to 2835 and encodes 944 amino acids. Gene Ontology annotation, molecular function: DNA-binding transcription factor activity, RNA polymerase II-specific; zinc ion binding. Gene Ontology annotation, biological process: regulation of DNA-templated transcription. The record is from RefSeq and is a predicted model, not a curated record. Lineage: Eukaryota; Fungi; Ascomycota; Saccharomycetes; Saccharomycodales; Saccharomycodaceae.
AUGUCUUGCAUCAUCGAUAAGGAGAAUACUACCGCUAAAAAUACCACCAGCAUUUCUGCUAAUCACUCCAUCCAAAAUCUCCCCAGAAAGCUUUCAAUUACAACAACAACCUUCAAAAGUCCCCUCAAGAAUAACACUACUGAAAUUCAGUGUGACAACGAAGAUGACGAAAACGAUAACAGCCAUCACCAUGAUAAAAAACCCAAGCCAUUGAAAUCUUGUAUCAGAUGUAGAAAAAAUAAAAUAAAAUGUGAUUCCAUUGUGAAAAGACCAGGCCCUUGUUCUAGUUGCCUAAAAAAAAAUUUAAAAUGUGAAUUGGAUUAUGUUGUGAAACCACAGAGAGGUAAAGAAUUAAAAGGUUUAUAUGAUAAUUUACAUUUGAUUAAAAAUUUACUCAAAGAUACCAUAGAUUAUCAAUCUAAUACUUUCAUGUUUUUAUCCAAAUUUGGUAGUACUGAUAUUAAUGCUUCUAGUAUUAAUACUAACACCACCAUUACUACAAAUAUACACACAAAAUUCAUUAAAUUAAAAUUACCACAUUCCACGGACAGUAUUAGUACUAGUAGUGUUAAAGGGGAAGAUCCUCGAAAUAUAGAGAAUAUACCCAUUGCAAAUAAUAGUUAUAUUUAUAUCGCUUUCAAAUAUGACGAUAAAUAUUUUUAUGUCAAUAAUUUUAUCAUAACUCUGGAUAAAUUAAAUGAUAUAUUCCAUGACUUUAACAAAGUUCUUUCAAGUUUAUUACAAUUGUAUGAGAAUUGGAGCACUAGUAACAGUAAAGCUAAAAAAUCCCUAGUGUAUGAUUGGAAAACCCUAUUCCAUUCUAACCAGUUAUUACUUUUAUAUUGUAUUUUGAAUUUUUACCUAGAUAUUCCUCAGCCUAAUGUUAAUUUAUCCUAUCUACAGCUAUUCAAUUAUAUAGUGAACGAUUAUACCACUAUAGCUUCAUCGUUAAAGGAUGAUAUAAGUAAUGGUGUCAACGCAACUCCAUUUUGUUCAACUCCCCCUCAUAAAAACGUUGCUAAUGUAAUUUUCGAUCAAAUCCAACUGAGUAAAUUAAUUGUCGGAAUAACUCAGGAUGGUUCUAUAAGCAGGUUUCACAGUGAAAUUUUUAUCAAAAAUUUUACUUUAUAUUUAUUUUUCCACAUUGUUUUGUACGGUCCCGAUUAUUUCAUGGACGUUUUCAUGAAUAAAUAUAUCAAAAUCUUGGAAUAUCUGAGAAAAAAAAUUAAUUUUGAGAAAAAUUGGGAGAUCAAGCUAUGCAACUUUUAUGUUAAGAUAUGGAACCUAAUUACGGAUGAAGGUUAUUCAAAAGCCAGUACUGUUAACAAUAUUGAUAAAAGUUUUGAAUUCAACUUUUGUGAUGAUGAUACUCCGCUCUUUUUAUUUAUGAAAUUUAUAAAGUUUGACAAGUAUAUUUUACAUCACGAAAGGAAUAAACAUAUUAGCAGAUUUAAUACACAAAAUUUUCCAGACCAUUCCCAAUUUUCUAGGGGCAUUUCGUCUUUAAUAUCUAAUUUACAACCCAUUUUUCAAAUUUUAACAAAUUUUAAAACUAGAAGAUUAAAUUUUAUCAUAGUAUUCUUCACCCAAUUCGUUGUAUUAAAUGUUAUUAUGGUUAUUAAUAAUAAUAGUGAUAAUAAUAAUGAUGGUAGUGGUGACAAUAAUAGUAACGGUAAUAUGGAUUGCAACAAGUAUUUAUUUCUCAUAUUAGAAUCAUUCAAAUACAAUGGUUUUAAUCAUAUAUUAAUGGAGGAGCAAUAUGAUAAUAGCAUAUCUAGAAUUGAUGGUUGUUAUUAUAGUUUGCAGCAUAGGAUUAAUGAAUUUAAAAACAAAACUAAUGGCACAAUAACCGAUAACGAUAUUGUUGGUUAUGGAUUAUUAGAACUAAUGGAAUUAUCACUAGGCGAACAUUUUUCGGUUAUAAAUCCCGAUUUGGAAAUAUAUUCUUUAAUUUUAAAGGAUCUACAGAAUUAUAACAGUGAUAAUAAUAGCUCAUUAUAUAUCAACAAAGCCUCUUGCCAAUUCAUUUAUUAUUUUUAUAAAAAAGUCAUUUAUGAAGAUAUGUUCGAGAAAGUUUAUGGUUUCAAAAAUACUAAAAAUAUCAUUGUAUUUGACACAUUUGUUUUUCAACAUAAUGGUUUCCAAAUCGCAUAUAAAGAUGAGAGAAUCAUUCAGCCAGUAGUAACCUCUGCAGAUUAUCUAAUUGACACUAGUACUAAUAGUAAAAAUGAUUCUCACAAAGAAAUUGCUAAAUGUGACUACAAGCAAAACGAUAGUAAUUAUGUUAUAACUGGCAAUAAUGCUGCAAGAACCAAUAAUAAUAAUAAUAAUAAUAAGAAUAAUCAUUUAACUUCUAUCGAAGUUGCUGAAACUGCAUUGAAUUUCGGGCAAUUUAACGCUAACGAUAAGUUUGCUACUUCCAUUGCUGUUGGACCCUCCAAAAGUUCCACUUAUAACUGCCACAAAACAAAUGGUACUAGUAAUGACAGGGAAACCAAAAAUUUAUUUGGUGGUUUUUGGAAAAUUGAAAAUGAUGCGCUACUGAAAGGAACAGACGUUAACACUACUGUUGAAAGUACUAUUAGUAAUCACAAAAAAAAGAAAAGCGUAAGAGUCACUAAAGAUAUUGGUGAUAAUAUCAAUAAUAGUUCUAACAAUAUUACCAAAAAAAAAAAAAAAACAGUUCACAAUCAUAAUUUUAAAGAUGUAAAUACCAAUAAUGAGAGUCUUAAUAAUAAAACAAAUAAUGUUGUUAUCACAAAUGUUUUAGAUCGUGUCGAUUGGAUUAAAGACAGUACAGAUGAGGUUUUACAAAAAAUUCAUGGUGUUUUGUAA